GUUGGGGGGUUUAGAACCUAAAUUUUACGUUAAGGGUUAGAAGUUAGCCGGGUUUAAAGGGAGGCCCUCAAACGGCGCUUUCUUUUUGGUCUCUCGUAAUAUUGGGGUUUGGGAGUGAGCGAGCGAGCGCGAGCAAGCGAGUUGUCACCAAAAUAAUGAACUCGACCCCGGCUUACAGUAACGGCUACCAGCAGCAGCAGCAGCAGCCACACGGGAUGAGCCAGAGGGAUAGAGUCCGCCGGGGAACACGUGCGAGGUCACGUGAGCUCAGAGACAACUUCGGCAGUGGUGGUAAUUUUGGCGGGCUUAGGGUUUCUGAGCACAAUAAGCAGCAGCAACAACAACAGGGAGCGCCUUGUACGGACUUCGACAUGGCCUAUUUCCACUCCUACGCGCACGUCGGCAUCCACGAAGAAAUGAUCAAGGACCGUGUACGCACUGAAUCUUAUAGGGCGGCAAUCAUGCAGCACCAGAGCUCUAUAGCAGGCAAAGUUGUAGUGGAUGUUGGCUGUGGCACUGGCAUUCUUUCUAUAUUUUGUGCUCAGGCUGGUGCAAAACGUGUAUAUGCUGUUGAUGCAAGUGACAUUGCAGUGCAGGCAAAUGAAGUUGUGAAAGCAAACAAUCUAUCUGAAACCGUCAUCGUACUACAUGGGCGAGUUGAGGAUGUCAAUAUUGAUGAGGAGGUUGAUGUUAUAAUUUCAGAAUGGAUGGGCUACAUGCUUCUGUAUGAGAGUAUGCUGGGAAGUGUGAUCACAGCAAGAGAUCGCUGGCUAAAACCUGGAGGUCUAAUACUUCCUUCAAGUGCAACGUUGUACAUGGCACCUAUCACACAUUCUGAUAGAUACAGUGAAAGCAUAGAUUUCUGGCGCAAUGUUUAUGGAAUUGACAUGUCUGCCAUGUUGCCAUUGGCAAAACAAUGUGCGUUUGAAGAGCCAUCUGUUGAGACGAUUGUGGGUGAGAAUGUUUUGACAUGGCCACAUGUGGUUAAGCAUGUGGAUUGCCAUACAGUUACACAUCAUGAGUUAGAAUCUGUUACGGCAAACUACAAGUUCAAGUCAAUGAUGCGAGCUCCAUUACAUGGGUUUGCAUUUUGGUUUGAUGUCGAAUUCAGUGGACCUACAUUAGCUCCUACAAAUAAUCAGGCACCAUCCGUGCUUUUUAACAAUCUUCCAGUGGAGAGUCAGCAGAGGAAGAAACGAGCAAAUCCCAAUGAAGCAUUGGUUCUGUCCACUGCACCUGAGGACCCUCCAACGCAUUGGCAACAGACUGUGCUAUACUUCUAUGAGCCAAUUGAGCUGGAGCAAGAUCAACUCAUUGAAGGUUCUGUAACACUAUCACAAAGCAAAGAAAACCGCCGAUUCAUGAAUAUCCACCUUGAAUAUGCCUCAGGUGGAAGAUCCUUUGUAAAAGAGUCUGUAAUGAGACCUUGAUUCUUUGCAGACCAUUCUGGGGGGCUUUGCAAUAACUUUAACUUGCAAAGCCUUACAUAUUAGAGGAGAUACGUGAAUUAAUUUAGGAAGAUUUGAUGUUAAGCCUGUGUGCGCUUAAGAAUGUUAAUGUCGUUGAGGUUAAAUUCAGACAGAUAAAUUGUGAUACAAUUCGAAAGAGAGCAUGUAAUUCGGAUGUUGUCAAGUUAUUGUUAUUUAUGGUAUACUGACAUCACCACUAACUAAAAUUUUGUGAGUGGAAUCAUCUGUAGCAAAUUGCGACCAUGCACAAUUUGUUUCUCUCUA
Messenger RNA from Malus domestica (apple), 1733 nucleotides. Its product is annotated as probable protein arginine N-methyltransferase 6. NCBI's taxonomy places the organism in Eukaryota, Viridiplantae, Streptophyta, Magnoliopsida, Rosales, Rosaceae. The record is from RefSeq and is a predicted model, not a curated record. Gene Ontology annotation, biological process: peptidyl-arginine methylation. Gene Ontology annotation, molecular function: protein-arginine N-methyltransferase activity.